UCACAGUUGUUUUGCGGCCAAGACGACCUAUUUACGCAAUGUGAAUUUUGUACUUUUGUUUGAUGCAUGGUAGGAGAAUGGGGAGAAAGUAUUCGGUAGACAAAAUAAAUAUAUUAUUACAAAUAAAAAUUAUAUUUACGCUCUGCUCACUACGACCUCACCUCCUGUUAUGCCUACUACUGUAUUUUCCGACAUGGAAGUCGAUAGCACAAUAGUAAACCACAGAACGCUGCAGUUAGCCUUGGAGUUGUCAAUGUUUGGAGUGAAGAAGGAAAACGAGUCUUUAUAUCCUUCAAUUGGGCCAGAUGAAAGAAGAAAAAUGAGUCAAAACACAACAGAGUGUGUUCCAGUACCAACAUCAGAACAUGUUGCUGAAAUAGUUGGGCGCCAAGGUUGUAAAAUCAAAGCACUAAGAGCCAAAACCAAUACUUAUAUUAAAACUCCUGUUAGAGGUGAAGAACCUGUAUUUGUUGUAACAGGACGUAAAGAAGAUGUUUGUUGGGCCAAAGGAGAAAUUAUAUCUGCUGCUGAACAUUUUAGUCAUAUAAGAGCUCAGCGCAAAAAUAUGAAUGGCCCUGUGGCAGUUGAACUUAACUGUGACAUUCCUGGACAGACCACAGUCCAAGUUAGGGUUCCAUAUCGUGUGGUUGGUUUGGUAGUAGGGUCCAAAGGUGCCACCAUAAAACGAAUUCAACAGCAAACCAAUACAUACAUUGUAACCCCAAGCCGUGAUAAGGAACCUGUGUUUGAAAUUACUGGACCUUAUGAAAACGUGGAAAGCGCAAAAUAUGAAAUAGAAACACAUAUAGCAAUGCGCACUGGAAAAUUUGUAGAACCGUGUGGAAAUAAUAUUUUUUACCGAAAUGGAGCUGACCAAGAUUUCCAAGGAAACUCGAAGCUAGAACAUAACGCGAUGAACUCUCCUUACACAUUAAAGAUAAACCAAUUUGGACAUUCUUUUCAUAAAAGCAAUAAUUUGCACAAAUCAUCUCAAGAAAAGAUUCUGAAAUUUUUGCCAGAGAAUAAAAUUCCCAAUCUAACUGAUUUUUCUUAUACUGGUGGUUUUACUAAUAUUAAUGAAUUAUAUGAUUCUACUGAAGGCCUCAGAGAGUCCUCCCUCAUAACUACACAACUUACUCCACGCCCAGAAGUAUCACUGUGGUCUGAGAUCGGAAACUUAGAUACCACCCCAUUUCUUAGAAACAAAUCCCUAGUCAGUUUCUCGAGUCAUAGAAAUAACUCGAUCAAUGGUGACAACACUUCUCUUGCAGAUUCUUUGGCCUUUAGCCAUCAAUCUUCUCGACAAAUCGGAAGUGACUCUCUGUCUCUGAUUCCUUUGUUUCCAUCACUUCCACAAUGCGCAACCAAUCGAAAUAGUAAUGAUGUUCUUCCUAAUUGCACCAGUAGUGUAUCUAGCAGUUCCACUGAUUCCUUUGGCUCUGGAGGACCAAAAGGAAAGCAAGAAUGUAUCGUAUGUUCUGAAAAUAAUAUAGUAGCAGCUCUAAUACCUUGCGGCCACAAUCUGUUCUGUCUUGAAUGUGCCAAUCGUAUUUGUGAAAAGACUGAACCUGAAUGCCCAAUUUGUCACCAAUUCACAAGUCAGGCAAUUCGAAUUUAUAACUGAAGACUCAUAAGGCGUUCCAUGACUUCGUGUACAGGAAUUUAAAACAAAUAUAUUUACCAUUUGUUUAUUUAUAAGUGUCAAGAAGUAAUGUUCAUAGAAGUUCUAAUGACUUGUGAAUUUCUUCAAAAACCCAUGUGUUCAAUUACCCUUUUAGAUAUUGGCAUUUAAUUACUAGUUUAAUAUAAUUUUUAUGACCCACACAACCUCUCAAAAAUGGGGUUGAAAUAUAUAUAUAUAUGAUAUUUAUUUUUCAAGGUUCUAAUAAAAACUUGAAAAGACUAUUCACCUAUAAUUACUUUAAAAAUGUCAACAAAGUAUGGUAGAUGUAGUUUCUUAUUGUAAAUAAAAUUAAUAACUUUUUAUCUGUAAAACAAACAUUCGACAUAAAACUUUUAUUCUACAUAUUUAUAGACGGUUAUAUGUAAGAAAAAUAUCAGUUGUUUGCGAUUAUUAAUGUAUAUUCGUUUGUGUGUGUGUGUGUGUGUUGAUAUAGAAUAACUAUUUGAAGUGUUAGUAUUUUAAUAUUAUUUGAAAAUUUUUAAUAUUUCCUAAAUAUGUUAAAGAUAACAUAAACAUAAGAACUGUUGAUUAAUACUUUGAAAAUAGGUUUAUACAGAACUUUUACUACCAUUUCAUGGUUCAUAGAGUGAGUUCAUAUUAAAUAUUUCCUUUGCUAUGUAUUUUGAUUUUUUUAUAAUUACACUUAGUCUUAUUUUUAUGAUCAUUAUCAUAUCAACAAAUAAUUUGUCAAUCAUUUCAACUAUUUUUACAGAAUCCAAAAUAAAAAUUUGUACGUAAUGCCACGUUUUUAUAUAAAACUUUUUUGAAAUUCAAAAUUACAUAACUUCUGAUGUUUAUCUUUUUUAAGUAUGAAUUUUAUAUAUUUUCAGAUAUCCUUAUCUGCGACAUCUAUUGUAAAAUGGUACUGGAAAAAGUUGUUUUUGUACGAAAUUUUGGAUAUUUAAUAUUUAGCGUUAUCCCUUCAACUUACUAUAUAAUAAUGUGUCGAGUAUGAUUCUACUAUUAUUACAAAAGAAUUUAUCACAUAUUUUUGUAUAUAAAGGGAAAAUAUUGUUUUUCAUGUUAUUACAUAAGCACAGUAAAUGUUAUAAAAAUGCUCACAAGUUGACAUGGUUGAGCCAAGGGUUACCACCCGUUUUCUAUUUCAUGUUUUAUUCUGUGUCGUCUGACGUUUUGUUAAAAAACUGUUUUAAAGAAUUUGAUCUUUUCUUGUAUAAAGAAAUUUUUUGUGUUCUACCGGAAUUGGUUUAAAAUGUUAUUGAUGUGUAAAAUCACGAUUCAUAUAAAUCCAUUCUAGUGUCAAUAAUAGCCAACUGAAAGAAAUAUUUCUUCAAUUGUUACUAAAGUAUAUUACACACACACACAUGGACCAAGCGUCCUUAGGGCGUUAUUUAUCAUUUCAGAUAUAGCCGCAAGAGGUCCUAUAUUUCUCUUUUGAAAAGGUGCCAACCCUAUCAAGUAAUAAAUGUAUUAUAUAAGUCGACGUAUAAUAUUGAAGUUGCCUUAUAAAUUCUGCAGUGCUGUUUUAUUAGUUCAAUUCUCUAUUAUAUACUUUGUGUGUAUGUGAGUAUUUAUUUAUUUUUCUCCUUAAACAGGAAUUUCUUAUGUUUUAAUUAAUCACUAGAGGUGAGAAAACUGACAAGCUCAAAUAGUUAGUCGUGAUUUAGAACUGAGAUUUGUACAGUAGCUGUGCAUGUCGUUCCUUUGUUUUUCAUUUGAUUUUGAAAGUACAUUUACAUCUCCAUAUUCCAGUAACCCUCAUAUAUUUGCAAAAUCUAAAUUCAUCAAAAUGAUAUAUAUUUUAUAAUUUCAUAAAACCUACUAUAACUUCAAGUACCUUAUAAAUGUUCCCAGAAUAUAUUUCUGAAUAUUCGCAAUUGAACUAGUCACUAAAAUUUAGAAUAUUAAAUAUGUCUGAUAGUCAAACUGAUCAAAGCAACAUUCAGUUCACUCAAAAUAUACUUAAGAUUAGCACUCAUUACACUUUUGUGUCCUCAUCUUCAGCUCUACUAAGAGUGUAAAUUAUUGUUAGCCUAAACAGUAGUAGCAUACUGCUGUCAACAUAUGGGUAGUAAUGCAUUCCUUGGUCUUCUCUGUGAGGGUAGUAAUAACAAAUAGAGCGAAAUAUAUCCUACUUCAGUAUUUAGCUUAUCUUUUGAAAUUCGCCGAUUUUUUCAAGUGUAUGCGAGCGCGUGUGGAAUGUCUUCUAAUUCUAUCGACAGAUUAAGUGCGUGCGUGUGCGUGUUUUGUUAUAGUAAAGCCAUAUCCGGCUGUCUGCUGUGUCUACCAAGGGGAAUCGAAUCCAUAAUUUUAGCGUUGUAAAUCCGACGUCCAACCUGGGAACCAGAUUAACAAUUAUAUUACACACCUUUAAAUAGAAGAUGAUUAAUUCACCUAUUAAUUAGGUUUAUUAUGGUGAGAUAUAACACUCAAUUAUAAAUUAUUUCCUCUGCUACAAUUAACACAAGUUUUAUCUCAUUCUUAAUUGAUUUAGUAAAUUAUACACGUAAUCUGACGCUGAGCAAGUAAUGUGUUUCCAACAGUUAACGAAAAUAUCAAGCUGUAAAUGUCAAGCGUUUUGUCUAACCAUGAGGUUGUUUGGCCAAGAGAAUAUCUUCAGAAUUAUCAGCUAUAUAAAACAAAGAUGAAACCAUAAAAAAUAACAGCGCUCGUGGCUUCAGGAUUAACACAUAUCGUUUCAAAGUAAGGACGAUAAAGAGUAGAGUAAAUUAAAUCUAGAAAUAUAUAUUUGAAGGUAUUACAACACAAGAGUGUAUGAAAGACAAGCAAAAAAGGCUUCUUAAAUGAACUCAAGAAAGGCCUUACAAACAUUUUCGCUUGCCAUUUACAAGUUUGUUCUUGCUGUAAAAAGGAGUAAGUGGGACCCGUCACAAAGUGAUUGUAAACUCAGGUAAAAUAACUUUUGGUGUUGGAGUCCAUCAAAGAAAUUGAAAGAGAAUGUCACAUCUCCGUUGAAGCUUCGUUAGAGAUGGUUAGGAUUAAGCCAGUCUUGAAGCAAGUUGUAAGCUCCUUCUUAUUGUAUCACACAGCACCUAUCUACUUUCUCUGUAUAUCGUAUAGAUUGACAUCCAAACAAUGGGGGUUUAAAACAGUCUCAUGUGAAAUGAACAGUGUGUACUUUUUUGUAAAACUGGUCAUUCUAAAAUCUGGUUUAGAUCAAUAAAAUAUUUUAUGUAGUGUAAAUUAAAGUGCAGUAAAUUAUUUGUUAUAUAAUUUAAUCUACUUCUUAAAGAAACUGUAUUAAAGGUACAAACAUUUCAACAAUG
Messenger RNA from Limulus polyphemus (Atlantic horseshoe crab), 4932 nucleotides. RefSeq names its product RNA-binding protein MEX3B-like. Gene Ontology annotation, molecular function: RNA binding. The transcript is spliced from 2 exons. The record is from RefSeq and is a predicted model, not a curated record. Lineage: Eukaryota; Metazoa; Arthropoda; Merostomata; Xiphosura; Limulidae. The coding region runs from base 170 to 1624 and encodes 484 amino acids.